AUGCCUUACCCACGCUCAUGGAGUACGACUCGCAUACUUCUUUUGUUUACUCUCUCUUCAUAUGGCACCAGAUUUGCCAAUUCACUGAAAAUUGACGGAACCUGGAUCAGUCCGCAGUACAACUACAUUUUCGAUUUCCCUGUCCCUUUCCCUGUUGUCAAGACUCCAAAAUUUACAUAUACGAAUGAGGAUGGCGCAGAUAUUGAUUACUACGAAGUAGAGGUCACCAGUGUGGAAUCACAAAUAUAUCCAGAUCUAAAAGCAACGCCAUUGGUAGGAUAUGAUGGAACAUCGCCCGGGCCCAUGUUCGUCAUGCAGAGAGGUAGAGAGGCGGUUGUUCGUUUCACAAACAACGGACCCCUGAACAUGGCUGUUCAUGUGCAUGGACAAUACAAUCGUGCACCUUUUGACGGUUGGGCUGGAGACUAUGCUACGCCCGGACAGUACAAAGACUACUACUACCCAAAUGCACAAAAUGCUAGAACGAUCUGGUACCACGAUCAUACGGAAUACAGGACCGGCGAGAAUGUGUAUCGAGGUCAGGAAGGCCUCUACCUCAUCCACGAUCCCGAAGAACAGGCCCUAGCAUUGCCAUCCGGAAACUACGACUUGCCACUCUCAAUCAGUGCCAAAACUUACAACUCAGAUGGAUCUCUUUGGUACAAUACCAACAACAAUAUCGGAUUGUGGGGCGAUGUGAUCCAAAUCAAUGGCCAACCGUGGCCUUAUGUUCCCGUUGAGCCUCGAAAGUAUCGCUUGCGUAUCCUCAAUGGAGCUGUCAGCCGAACCUUUGGACUCUCAUUCACAGCUGCAACCGAGGAUGUAGCCAAAGGAGAGAGUAUCGGUUUCACAGUAAUUGCAUCCGAUGGUGGAUUGUUCGGUGCUCCGGUGAAGACAAACUAUCUAGCGAUGGCCAUGGGUGAGCGCUACGAAAUCAUCUUCGACUUUGCACAACACAGAGGCCAAAACAUCACUCUCAGAAACGCGAGGGGUAUGGGCGAGAACGUCGACUACGCAGCGACUGAUCUAGUCACGCGCUUCGUUGUUGGCGAAGAGGUGACUGAUUGGGACAAUAACGGUCCCGUUCCGCCUAAACUGCACGACAUCCCGCCAGCCAAUCCUUCCGACACCGACAAAGAAUUCACCUUCGCACGAGUAAGAGGCGGCAGGUGGAACAUCAAUGGCGUAGGAUUCGCCGAUGUCGAAAACCGCAUCUUGACGAGGCCGGAGCGCGGUAAGGACGAGAUCUGGACUUUGAAAAAUGGCGCGGGUGAUGGAACACAUCCCGUCCAUAUCCAUCUCAUCGACUUCCAGGUCCUCGAGCGCACGGGUGGCCGCGGUGCAGUUCGUCCGUACGAAUCUGCUGGAAUGAAGGACAUUGUUUGGCUGGCGGGAGGCGAGACUGUCAAGGUUUUGGCUCGUUAUGCUCCUUGGCCUGGAGUGUACAUGUUUCACUGUCACAACCUCAUUCACGAAGAUAACGACAUGCUGGCAGCAUUCGAUGUCGCUCAACUUUCAGAUUGGGGUUAUGAUAACAGUACUAUGUUCAUCGACCCCAUGACACCAGAGUUCCGCCCCAAGGACGCAACUCCAGACGACUUCACUGACGAAGCCAUCCGGGAGAAGUUAGCAUGGCUCUACAGCACCAAUCCCUACAAC
Aaosphaeria arxii CBS 175.79 is the source of this 1659-nucleotide messenger RNA. RefSeq names its product bilirubin oxidase. Gene Ontology annotation, molecular function: copper ion binding; oxidoreductase activity. The record is from RefSeq and is a predicted model, not a curated record. The transcript has 10 exons. The annotation marks the transcript as partial. Lineage: Eukaryota; Fungi; Ascomycota; Dothideomycetes; Pleosporales.